AUGCCUGCGAGCCGGCCCUUGUCCAAAAUUGCCCAGGUUCAGGACUGGAUGAACCCGACAGGCGGCGUCGGUCCUGACUACUAUCGACCGCUCACACCCCUGGACACCGGCGUGACGAAUGAAUUGUCGUUCCCGGCACCUGUACGCCCGCCUAACAACCAGGGAGUUCGCCUGCCUGAGCAGCCUGCCAUCAACUACUUCCCGACCGCCACGUCGACCUACGCCGGCAUGACAUUCAACCCGAACAACAUCACCCUCGUGUACACAGGCUACUACGUCCCCGCCAGCAGCGGCACGUACGAAUUCUGCUCCGCCGAUGCCGACAACGUUGUCAACUUUUACUUUGGCCAGGCGGCGUUCCCCUGCGGAGACGCGUCUGUUACCUCGACACCAGCCGGCAUCGAUCCCACAAUUUAUCAGGCCUUUGGCUUCACCCCCGCAACCGUCUGCGUGUCGAGAGAUCUCGUGGCCGGCUUGCCGUACCCGAUGCGUAUCGUCUACGGCAACUACGGUUUGCCUGCGGGUUCGACCGUCACGAUCGCUCCUCCUGGGGAGGCCGGGUCUUCCACUUGGGCUGGGCAGUUGUACGAGGGGACUUGCACGACUGUGACGCCGCCGACGAGAUUCAAGCAACUGUAA
This is a messenger RNA of Verticillium nonalfalfae, 639 nucleotides long. RefSeq lists its product as uncharacterized. Bases 1 to 639 code for a protein of 212 amino acids. The transcript has 2 exons. The record is from RefSeq and is a predicted model, not a curated record. Lineage: Eukaryota; Fungi; Ascomycota; Sordariomycetes; Glomerellales; Plectosphaerellaceae.